Diprion similis is the source of this 1035-nucleotide messenger RNA. RefSeq lists its product as uncharacterized. The record is from RefSeq and is a predicted model, not a curated record. NCBI's taxonomy places the organism in Eukaryota, Metazoa, Arthropoda, Insecta, Hymenoptera, Diprionidae. The transcript has 3 exons. The coding region runs from base 49 to 735 and encodes 228 amino acids.
UAUCUCGGCGGAAAAGGAUCCGGUAGUUUUGUGGUACAAGUCGGUUAUAUGGGAUCCAGUCCGGAAAAAUGUUGCUGCCAAUCUCCCCGCUCGGCACCCUCGUCUGCGAUGUACAACCCCCAACGACAACAACCGCAUCCGCCCUACGACCCUAUGACUCAGCAGCCAUCGUCGCCUCAAAAUCAGAAUCAACCCUGUCACAGUUUUACCCCGUACAACCCCCCCUGCCCGAGCAGAUUGUACCCGGAGCCUAAGAAAAGCACGUUUGGAUCGACAAUUUUUACCGGGCUUAUCAUCCUCUCGAUUUGCGCCUUCCUGUACUACUACUACUACACGUACGUCCUGCCAAGGACAGGGUUUCGAAACCUGACUCGAUCUCCCUUUUACGAAGGCCACAACCCGACGAGUUUUCACUUGACCAGAUCAACUGUGGGACAUGCGUCGGCGGAUGAGAUUGGCCAGUCUGAGGACCCUGACGAUGUUCACGAAAAUGACUCCGCCGAGUACGUUGCACUGCAAUCGUCCGGAAGGAGCAGGCAACCUUCGUUGCACGGAAUUCGAAGAGAUGUAAAGCCUGGCCAAUCGACGGAACCUCACCAUCGUUGCACGCGGGUUUCUAUCGAUUCUUCGUCAAGGAGGCAAGACUCUUCCGACAACCUGUCUGGUCACGGAGGCAGGAGCAAGUCCUGUCUGGAUGGCGUGCCCCGUUCGAAGACUAGAAACGCCGGAAUCUAACCGAUUCCUCGUGCAGACGAUGCUUAUACCUUCCAGUCUCACUUGUUAGAUCUCCGGCGAGUCUUCCAGCGAUAAAGUACGUUCGUAACUUCAUAGGCGUGAUGAUCAUUAUACCGAGCUUCGUGGUUCCUGAGACUUGCCGUGAUUUACACACUGCGAGAUCUCGGCGAUCGUUAGAGUGAUUUGAUCUGUGAUAUUUGAGUACAAAGUAAGGGAGGGAUUUUCAUUGGAAGCGAUGGGACUAAGCUACUUGCUGUGACAAAAGAUUAGAGUCAUUACAUAUUUCUUUGUGUAAAUAUG